Molecule: messenger RNA, 1545 nt
Organism: Kwoniella botswanensis
Lineage: Eukaryota; Fungi; Basidiomycota; Tremellomycetes; Tremellales; Cryptococcaceae
Exons: 14
Coding region: 1-1545 (514 amino acids)
Biological process (GO): metal ion transport; transmembrane transport
Cellular component (GO): plasma membrane
Molecular function (GO): cobalt ion transmembrane transporter activity; cobalt ion binding; magnesium ion transmembrane transporter activity
Source: RefSeq, a predicted model, not a curated record
AUGUCAUCUGAUAAUGUCGAUAACACUCUUAUAUCCUCUACGAUCAAUCAUGGGCCAGCCGAUGUGGCGAUAUCCAGUACAAUUUUAUUUGAUAACAACGCUGAUACCUCGCGAGAUCAACAACGUUCUGACGAGAAUGUCAUCCCACCUGAGCUGAUUCAACGUCUAUCAGCGAGGUUGGAAACUGGACUCGACAGGAAUGAUAAUCUCGAUGAUCCGUUUCUGACAAGUAUCAAGAAGGAUCAUGUAUAUGUUAUAGCCAGGAAGUAUACUCGUGAUACCUCUAUCGUACAGCCUGCACUAAUGGAGAUGAUCAAUCAGAAAACCCCCCAGGAGCAAUUGGAGAGACUGAAGGUGCUCAAGGAAGAGAAAGGUGACGAGGAGUGUCUAUGGGUGAAUAUCCUAGGAAUAGAAGAAAAGGUUAUAUGUGGAAUGACAGACUUAUGCGGUCUGCCAAAAUCGACUAUCAUGGACCACCUUACUCUCUCUGAAAAUCGACAUCAUCGAUCCCAUCUUGAAAUCCACCCUUCGCACAUGUACAUCCAACUUCUCAUACAGGAUACACCCAAGUCUAUGGCUGAUGCUCCGAUAUAUGAUAUGGUCAAGAACGUCUUCAAGGCUGAUAAACACUCAAUGUCCGACGAGAGAUCUGGUGAUGGGAACGGUGAUGUGGAUGUGGACAAGAUGAUUAGGAGAGGGUUUCUGAGUGUCUUUAUCAUCCCUUCUUUGAACAUCCUAUUCACUAUCACACAUUCAUAUUAUGAUUGUCCGGCCUCACGAGUGGUCGUCCGGAGCAUCUAUGUAGAUAAGGCCAUACCAGGUGAGGUGGAUAUAGCUGCGAAUGCACAGUUAUUGGGGUUGAGUAUGGUGCAUCGGACUAUUGGAUUCAGUUGGAGUAUAGUGCGAAAUGUUGAUAAACAAUUGAGAGAUUGGGAAGAUCAACUGAAGAUCGAUUUUUCGUCUAUAAAUGCAGAAGAAGUACAUCGCUUAGUCCAUUAUGCAGCUAGUAGAGCCGUUGUAGCAGAACAAGAAACGGACGGAAACCUGGUGAGGAUGAAUUGUAGGGCAGUUAUUAUGCUUGAGCAAGGUAAAGAAACGUUAGAGAGGGUUAUGGAAGAUACCGAGGAUAUGUUGGAGAAAGGUAAGAAUUUGGAAAAUUAUUGUUUUAAUAUGUUAUCGACACGAGCGAAUGAUUCGAUGGAGAGAUUAGCGAUUGUUACAAUUGUUUUUCUUCCGUUGACCUUUAUCGCUUCAUAUUUCUCGAUGGGCUUCGAGCGAUUUGCUGACCUCUCACGAUCUCCUAUAUACUUUUGGGAAAUCUCCAUCCCACUUUCCUUUGCGUUCUUCUUGAUAUUCGCUUACUCGAGUUUGAAAAGGGGAUUGACCCGACUUUCCCAGCUCGUAAGUAGGUUCAGGAGAUGGUUGAAGAAGCAGACGAAAUGGUGGAAAUUGGAUAUUAUCCUCUGGUGGAGGAGGAAGAGGGACAGGUGGAAUAAGAACGAUGGGGAGAGGAAGUUUAGACAGGAAGGCAACGGUCAACCAUGA